AUAAGCCACUGCAACAAUUCCUUCUGUUUGAACAACGGAGUUUGCCAAAAGAACCUGACGGCUGAGACCUGCAACUGUACCGGUACCGGUUUCCAUGGUGAUAGAUGCGAGACGGACACCAAUGAGUGUUUGAAUGGCACACAUGGGUGUCAGGGCGGGUCCCUAUGUGUUAACAUUGUGGGCAGUUAUUAUUGUUCCUGU
Lymnaea stagnalis (great pond snail) is the source of this 201-nucleotide messenger RNA. The record is from the annotation of a GenBank genome assembly. NCBI's taxonomy places the organism in Eukaryota, Metazoa, Mollusca, Gastropoda, Lymnaeidae.